AUGGGAUUUGGUUUACGAUUGGCGAUAGCUGAAGAUGUAAGCUAUCAAGCUUGUGUAGAUAAAUACUCAAGAAAGGGUUACCAGCCUUGGCAGGAAUGGUCGGAUCACUAUACAUGCCAUCGAUAUAGAUGCGAGAUACGGGAUGGAAAAUAUUUCAUUGCUGCUGUGGGUUGCAGGAAGCCAAAAAUACCGGAAAAUGCGCUGGAGUGUCAUGAGUAUAUUGAAGAUGAAAAUGUUGAAUUUCCAACAUGCUGUGCGCGUUUAAGAUGCGUGGUGGAAGUCAAUGGUGAGAGAAUAGUUCAAACCAGAGGACAGCCCGGCGAACUCUUCCCUGAUAAACCAUGGAAAGGUCAGCAAAACGAGCCAAAUCCAGCUGUAGUUGGAAUGGGGCCGAUUCAACAGAACACUGUUGGUGGUGAACCGCAGAGUCAACCCUCUCCUGGGAUUUUCAACAGCAGAGGCGCAGCGGAUGGCAGCGAUAUUAGCGGAAGACGUUAUGUGGACCCCUAUCCCUCUCAACAGAUGCAAGACUCCCCUAGGAAGAAGAGAUCCACCACAUAUCCUCUAUUUGACAGAGGGCUCCUACGCGAACGCGCGUACACACCACAUCAAGUUAAAAUACAUGGCUAUUCGCCAGAAAAAUAUACUUCAUAUUUCGCAAAUAAUGUGAAAGCAAUAACUAACCCCAAAUUACACUUCAAUAUGUCCUAAAUUUAUCGUGUUUUCCUUAAUGUUUGUUUGUAUCAAUGCAAUUUAUCCAUUGUUUAUUAUGCUCUGUU
Messenger RNA from Zerene cesonia (dogface butterfly), 779 nucleotides. RefSeq lists its product as uncharacterized. The record is from RefSeq and is a predicted model, not a curated record. Bases 1 to 711 code for a protein of 236 amino acids. Lineage: Eukaryota; Metazoa; Arthropoda; Insecta; Lepidoptera; Pieridae. The transcript is spliced from 6 exons.